Messenger RNA from Prosopis cineraria, 1635 nucleotides. RefSeq names its product ribosome biogenesis regulatory protein homolog. Bases 497 to 1501 code for a protein of 334 amino acids. Gene Ontology annotation, molecular function: protein binding. The record is from RefSeq and is a predicted model, not a curated record. The transcript is spliced from 8 exons. Gene Ontology annotation, cellular component: nucleus; nucleolus; preribosome, large subunit precursor. Gene Ontology annotation, biological process: endonucleolytic cleavage in ITS1 to separate SSU-rRNA from 5.8S rRNA and LSU-rRNA from tricistronic rRNA transcript (SSU-rRNA, 5.8S rRNA, LSU-rRNA); ribosomal large subunit biogenesis; ribosomal large subunit export from nucleus. Lineage: Eukaryota; Viridiplantae; Streptophyta; Magnoliopsida; Fabales; Fabaceae.
CUUCAGCUUCAGACUUGCAGCCUCCACAUUCAGAUUUCAGACAUUCAGUCCCUUACGGGUUCACCGCCAGUGGCCUACACGUCUUCAGACUUCAAUCUUCUGUGUCUUCGACUUCGCUCAUCUCUCUUCACUCUUCAGUUUUCGCCAUCGGCUUCACCUUCGUCGUCAAUCUUCAGUCCCUCACGAUCACGGCAUCGCUCUUCUCUGUUCUCUCCCUCGCAAGUCGCAAGCACUCGACCUCGCGCACUUGAACCGAACAAGAGAAGAGUUGAGAGUCCAGAGUCCAGAACCACAGCGAUGGCAGUUCCAGUCUUCCAGAUUUCGAUCUAGUGCUCUCAAUCAGCAAUUGACUUCCGAGGAGGAAACUUUCGCAGUUUAGCUACCGUUCACUCUCUCCUUUGUUUCUGACCACAGCUCGGAACUGACGAGAACUCUUGUACUGUAGCAAUCUCUUGCUCUAUUUGCUUCGUUGAAUCUUCCCCUCUGCACGUUGUGCAUGGUCCUGCCGGUGGAGAUGGAGGCUCAGAGUCAUUUUCAAGUUGACCUCGGUCACCUCAUGGUGUUCAACCCUAACCAUAACUUCUCUUCUCAGCCUUCUUUCAGGGAGGAGCUGGUGAACGAAUGUCUGCAAAAGGGCACUGAGUUAGUUCAAGCUAUUGCAGAUAGUCUCUUUCAUUUACCAUCUACAGAAGACAUAGAUGGACCGCUUGUCAAGCUACCACCGCCAGUGACACGAUUGCCUAGAGAGAAGCAUCUUCCAAGGCCAAAGCCUCCAACAAAAUGGGAACUAUUUGCCCAAAAGAAAGGCAUACAAAAGCGCAAGAAAGACAAGAUUGUAUACGAUGAGCAGUCUGGAACCUGGAAACGCAGAUUUGGAUAUGAUCAUGCAAAUGAUGAAGAGGCUAUACCUAUUAUUGAGGCAAAACCAAAUGAUGAUCCAAACGAAGAUCCUUUUGCCAAAAGAAAAGAAAAUAAGGAGAAAAAAAUUGAAAAACAAGAAAGCAAUAGGCUGAAGAACUUGAAACAAGCUGCCAAAGUUGGUGCUUUACCCAGCCAUAUUCAACUGGCUGCUACAGCUUUGCCUAUUACUGGAACUCAAACAGCACCCAAGAAAGUCCCCAAGGAUGAACUAGGUAGUGUAGCUGGAUUGGCAGCAACUGCAACAGCUAGUGGUGGGAAAUUUGACAAGAAGUUGCCAGGUGAAAAGGCUGCACCGCAUAAUGGCAAAUAUCGCAAGUUCCUGCAAGUUGUGGAAGGAUCAGGGGCUAUAUCACGGGAGAAGGAGCAAACUGAGAAAGUAUUGAACAAGAUUUUCUCUAGGCAUUCCCAUGAAACUCUUAAUGUUGACAAGGCUGUGGAGACAUACAAUGUGAAGAAAGAGAAAAGGCAAAGGAGUGAGAAAGUGAAGGCUGCUUCGGCAACCGGCAGCAAAUUGAAACCUCAGAAAAAAAUUCAGAAGUCUUCUAAAAAGGGAGGUUCCAAGAAAGGAAAGGCAAAAUGAAAAUUUAACUUUGGUUUCAAAGUAAAGUUUGCAGAGUAUUUGACGCUAGGGUUUGAAACUUUGGCUGCUGCAUUAGAGUUUCGUUUUGUAGGAAUAAUUCAUCUCUUAAAAAUACAAUUUCUAUUAUUUGUUCA